AUGUCAGAAUACGAUUUUUCAGAUAUCAUACCCGUUGAUCUAAAUAGUAAAGAACCACAAUUAUGUCAAAUAUUGUAUGAUGAAAAUUACAAAUCCACCAUGGGUUUGCUAUUAUCACUUAUGCAAAAGAAGGAAUAUUCACCAAGAGCACUUUACUUGACAGAAUUGGGGAUUGAACAGUUGGCAUCGCACUACACAACAUGGAUAUAUCGAUUCAAUAUUUUACAAAAUUUACCCAACCCAAACUAUUAUGAUGAAUUGGACUGGUGUGAACAAAUUGGUUUAGAUAAUGAAAAAAACUACCAGAUAUGGAACUAUCGACAAUUGAUUAUAAACGAAAUCUUGAAACAAGAAAUCAUUGGAGAUGUUGCUGAAGGUAAAGGCAAGUUUCAACCCCAUCGUGAAUUCCCAAUUUUGGAAGCCAUGUUAGAUUCUGAUCCCAAGAACCAUCACGUGUGGUCUUAUAGGAAGUGGUUGGUUGAGAGAUUUGAUCUAUUUAAUGAUGCAAAAGAACUAUUGUUUGUUGACCAGAUGAUUGACGCAGAUUUAUUAAAUAACAGUGCUUGGAGUCAUCGAUUUUUCUUAAAAUUUGCAGGCAAAGAUGCAACUAGUGAAUUGAUUAAUGGAGAAGUUGGGUAUGUCAAGGAUAAAAUAAGGCAGUGUCCUCAAAAUGCCAGUUCUUGGAAUUACUUAUUGGGAAUCUAUGACAAAUAUGAUAUGGAGAUAUCUGAAUUGGAAGACUUUGCAACUGAGUUUGUUAAACUUGACACAGGCAAAGUGAAAAGCUCGUUUGCAGUGGAAUUAUUGUCACAGAUCAACAAACAAAAUGGUAAUGACGAGAAAGCAAGUACAUAUGACAAGUUGUUGAAAGACUUGUUUAGUAAGUAG
This is a messenger RNA of Lodderomyces parapsilosis, 888 nucleotides long. RefSeq names its product bifunctional protein farnesyltransferase/protein geranylgeranyltransferase (gene RAM2). Lineage: Eukaryota; Fungi; Ascomycota; Pichiomycetes; Serinales; Debaryomycetaceae. Gene Ontology annotation, cellular component: cytoplasm; CAAX-protein geranylgeranyltransferase complex; protein farnesyltransferase complex. Gene Ontology annotation, molecular function: protein farnesyltransferase activity; CAAX-protein geranylgeranyltransferase activity. Gene Ontology annotation, biological process: protein geranylgeranylation; protein farnesylation. The record is from RefSeq and is a predicted model, not a curated record. The transcript has a single exon. Bases 1 to 888 code for a protein of 295 amino acids.